AUGAACAUCACUUCAGAAAAGACAUUUUAUGUGCUGUUUCACUCCGUUUCUGCUGGCAAACAUGUUGUCACACUCUAUGACAUGAAAACUCAGCAAAAUAUUAUUCAUCAACUUCUUGAAGCUGAAGUAUGUAAGUUGGAUGGUGAUAUUCCAUUUUCUGACAGUAUCCAUUUUGACUGCAAUCCUGAUAGCUGGGACUUCCAACCUGGAUCUCUAUGUUGGCCCUAUGCUUACAUGGACAAUGGUCUCUUGGGUCAACCUGCUGAAGAUCCCAUCCAACAACCUGCCACACUACAAACACAUACUUCCACUGCAAGUGAACCUGUCAACCUGAAGACGGCUCCAUUAAGAGUGCCAAGCACUGAUAUGUCCAUCUUUGAGUUGACUUCAGAAUUAACUCCAGAGAAGUUGGUGGCAUUCAGCCAACAACAGGAAUAUCAUAGAGCUCAACAGGAAGUUAAGCAGAUCUUUGCUGAACAUUCCGCUGCUAAUGACCAACCAUUGCACUCUCCUGAAACUUCCCCUGGAGGAUUCAGUAGUAUGAAAACCAUGGAUGAAGUGCUAAGUAAUGUCCAUAGCCAAUUGCAAGAAAUGUACAAUGCUGAUAAACAUCUUGGAAAUGGUAACAACAGUAACAGUGGCAGUAAUACAAGGACAACUUCCCAUCACCAGGCUGACACAAUGAAAUCUUCCAAUAAACAGUCCAACCGUAACCAGGGAAUGUGGACUGGCAAAAAGUGUACGGUUCCUCCUGGUUUUCGGCCCCUUGGCUGCAACACUCGCUCUGAAUUCUCCACGGAGGAUGUGCCAAGAGAGACUUAUAACAGCAGCAACAUUGCUGGGAAACUUUCUGAGGACUGUUACCCUCAGGCUCAGAAUCUUGAGCCAGUAGACAGCAGGCUGCUGGGGCCCCUAAAUUCUGUUCCCGUUCUUGCUACCCCAUCGAUAUGUCAUCCCCAUCCUCCUGCUGGAUACACUUCCCUCUCAUCUCCCCCUCACAAUUCAGUCAUGUUGAGCUUUAAGAGGAAGCUUUACCAGAUUUUACCAAACAACUCUAAUGUUGAUUGGUCUCAACUCUCCUGGCAGUUGAACAAUCUUUUUCAUGAUUUUGAUGGACGAAUGUUGCAAGCUGAGAAAUUGGAAGUCGUUUUUGAAGCUGUGUUGCAGCAGGCCAUCUUAAAUCCUCCCUUUCUCUCCACUGCCAUUGACUUGGUAUUUCUCCUCAAAGAUAAAGACCUCUUUAAAGAGUCCUUGGCAGCUGUUGUGAAACAUUUAGAAAGCUCUUAUGUAAAGGUUGAAUCAAAGGAUGCAGAGUUCUGUGCUAUUUUAUUGGCCCAAAUUUUAGUAGAAAUUGCCAAGCAAAAUAUCGGAUGUUCAACUUGUUUGUCACCUUUCCAGUACAUAAUUUACAAGUGGCUGAAAUCUAAUCAUAUGACUUGUACUUCCCCAAAGGAUAAAGUUUGGCAAAUGAUGUAUCAACAAUGUUUUGUAUCCUUCUGGUCUCUUGUGGGUGGUGAUUGUUUAUUGCUAAUGCCUCAGGAUUUCAAAGAAAUUUUAAGGGAAGAAAUUCAUAUCAUGAUCCUCAAAUCGGAUAUUUCUUGGUCACUGCGUUCACGGUUGUUGUCGGUGAAUACCCGACAGGAACAGAUUGUCUUCUUCCAAGAGAGACGUAAAAGUUGUGAUGUUUCAACCCAAACAGAUGCUGAGAAAGUCCAACCUAUUUCUGGCAACAAUUCUGGUUGUGCAACGCCCUUGCCAGUAACCAUAGCUACGGUCAGCGGUAGUAGCAGUGUUGGAAGUCAUGUGCAUACCUGUGAAGCAAAUGGUGAUAAUAUAGAGGUACCUGAUCGCUGGUCUCCUGCUUCUUCUCCUCCCCCUGCUUCACCUGGGGCUUCUGCUGAGUGUCGUUUUUCAAACACUGCUUCACCAUUGACGACGACUGUAGCUGCUUCACAAGAAUCUGGUUCCCAUUACACGAGCUCAUUUCCCUUGUCACUUCCACCUGAGCCGACUGACAUUGGUGACGAGCAAUCGCCAUUGACUUUGGCUGUAGAAAAUAAUGGCAGUCACUGCCAGACGCCGGAAUUAGUGAGCCCAUCUCAUUUUACUGCUUCCCUGCCCAGUAACACUGUGCCUGGUUUAGAAGCUCAAAAACCAGAUAGCACUGAGACCCCAUCAGAGUUUUUAUGGAGUAAAAGUAUCAAUGACUUUGAAUUGAAGAAACCAAUUGUUGAACCAAUGAGCUGGAAUCCUUUUGAACCCGAUUUCUUAGAACGGACACUGGAAACUGCUUAUGUGGCCCCAACUAAAGUGGCUGAAGAGGAGCGGCCAGUGACACCACCUUGUGUAAUCCCAGCCCCACAGCCAGUGCAACCAGUUGUGACAGCCCCCGAGAUGGUGAGGGGUAGUUAUGCAGCCAGGGUUGCAGAGAAGGCAGGCGAGAAUCAGAACAUGGCUUCACAUCGUAAUACCUCCAUGUUUGACUAUCGCUGUGAAAAGCUAAGUACAGUGAGGACUGUGUUCUCAAGCCGGGAUAAUGGUAAUGCUAAAAUUAGGUUUGUUGCCAAGCGUCUUGUACCAGAACCAAGUUUGGGCAAUUCACAGAAAAGGAAAGGGCGGAAGAAUGGGGCCUUUUCUAAUUCUUCCUCUUCUUCAAAUUCUUCAUGUACAUCAUCACCUUCAUCAAAAAUAUGGAACCAACCCCGUCAAGGGGCAGGUGCCAACAUCUCCAACAUUCAAGGCACUAGUGCCGAUUUAUCUCUUGACCAGAUUGGCAAAAUGCUGCAGAAUUCAACUCCUUCAGAAAAAGAUUCUUGGACUGCAGAAUGUAAAUCAGCAGUACCAGUUGCUCCAAUCCUCACAGACAAUAACCAUAACAUUGACCCUUCCUUAGAAACAGGAAAUGGUCGCAAUGUUUGGUCUAGCCGUAAUAGAACUCAUAUGGAGACGGGGCAAUCCUCGAGUGGUGCUGCUGCCGCCCCUGCUCCAGUAGUCACAACUUGUCGACAAGAAGCACCAACGAUCCACUGUACCAUCUGUGGAUUUGAAGACCACGAGACUCACCAGUGUCCAGACCAUUCCAAAUCGUUUUUUAUUUAA
This is a messenger RNA of Acanthosepion pharaonis, 3099 nucleotides long. Lineage: Eukaryota; Metazoa; Mollusca; Cephalopoda; Sepiida; Sepiidae. The record is from the annotation of a GenBank genome assembly.